AUGCACUACCUUUCGAAGUCUCUCGCAGCCUGCGUGGCCUUAGCGGGCUCUGCCCUUUCCCAGUCCGGUGGCAUCGGCUCGGUCUCGAUCGAGUCGGUCUCGGGCUGCGCCGCCGUGGUGUCGACCACCCACAUCUGCAGUACCUGCGUGACGAUGGCUUGCGUGGUCCCGGCUACCGUCACCGCCGGCUGCGACGGCUGCGGGGAGACACCGCCGACCAUCUACCGCUCGUUCCCGUGCGACGAGGGAUGCGACAACAUCGGGUGCCAAACGAUUUACAGCGUCGCGACGGCGACCGACAAUGAAUGCGCGACAGGCGGCGCGGGCCCCACGCCGACUCCGACUCAAGACCCGGGUGCCUCCACAACUGGCGGUAAUGAGCCAACUACUUCGGCCAGUACUGCCGGCGCCGCACGCGUGAUGCCGUUCCGUCUGUGGUAG
This is a messenger RNA of Chaetomium fimeti, 441 nucleotides long. RefSeq lists its product as uncharacterized. The transcript has 3 exons. The record is from RefSeq and is a predicted model, not a curated record. Lineage: Eukaryota; Fungi; Ascomycota; Sordariomycetes; Sordariales; Chaetomiaceae. Bases 1 to 441 code for a protein of 146 amino acids.